Messenger RNA from Anastrepha obliqua, 1088 nucleotides. RefSeq names its product 39S ribosomal protein L2, mitochondrial (gene mRpL2). The record is from RefSeq and is a predicted model, not a curated record. NCBI's taxonomy places the organism in Eukaryota, Metazoa, Arthropoda, Insecta, Diptera, Tephritidae. Gene Ontology annotation, molecular function: RNA binding; structural constituent of ribosome. The transcript has 3 exons. The coding region runs from base 96 to 998 and encodes 300 amino acids. Gene Ontology annotation, biological process: cytoplasmic translation. Gene Ontology annotation, cellular component: ribosome.
GUUAUUUCUGUUAUGCCUCAUAUUUGGGUCACAUUUCAUUAAAGAGCUUCAAAAGCGAGAAUUGACUUAUUUAUUCAUAUUAUUAUUAUAAAAAAAUGAAUAAUUUAACUCGUUUUUUGGCCAAUUGCACGUUAAAUGCCACACGAUAUCAGCUAACCAAUAAUACUGUUAGUGUAACGGCUGCUUUACAGGUGCGUGGCAAGUGCAAAGUGAUUGAGAAACCUAAACCCGGCACUGGUCAACAAUUUCGGCGAGUGGUGCAUUACCCAGACGAAUACACUGUAGAACCAUUGAAAAUCACUCACUUGGCAGGACGUGAUCCAGUGACAGGCCGUCUGGUGGCGAAAGGCAUAGGCGGUGGUAUAAAGCAGAAGUUUCAUUGGGUGAAAUGGGUGCGAGAUGGUCCAACGGAAGGACCCCCACAGGAGGAGCGUGUAGUGGCGUUAAUUGACGAUGGUUGUCGUACGGCAAAAGUGGCACUUGUCGGCGUAGGAGAUGAGCUCAAAUAUAUAUUGGCGACUGAAAAUAUGAAAGUUGGUGAUAUAAUAAAAACUUCGCGGUUCAUACCAAGAAUACCUGUGCGUCCGAAUGAAGGUGAUGCUUAUCCGCUUGGAGCUUUACCCGUUGGGACGCGCAUACAUAAUCUUGAGAAGAACCCCGGUUAUCCCUUUCACUUGAUACACGCCGCUGGAACCUUUGGUACCAUUUUACGAAAAUUCGAAGAUAAAGUAGUAGUUCAAUUGCCCUCCAAACGUGAAUUCGCAUUUGAUCGCACAUGUAUGGCCACUGUUGGUCGUUUAUCGAAUGUUGAGCAUAACAAGGAACACAUUGGCAGUGCUCAACGCAAUCGUUUGUUGGGUAACCGGCCGCGAUCCGGUUUAUGGAAACGUAAAGAAGGUAAACAUGGACGGAAAAUCCGCAGAUUACCACCCAUGUCAUUAGCAAACCCACCGCCUAAGCAAAAAGAUGAGGUUAUUAAUUUAACAUUGAAUUUGUAGAAAGUAGUUGCAUACAUAUUUAGAGAAUUGAAAAUUAUGUGGUUAUUACUCGUAUAAUUUAUUGAAUAAAUUGAUGUUGAGAAGGAUUUA